AUGGCUGUGAACUCAGGAAAAUCAUCCCCUAGCACCCUGGAAAACGGCCAAAGCACCUGCCCAACUGCGGAAACGCAUGAUCUCUUAGGCAUGCUCCCGCCAGACUACCAGCGUGGCAGCAAUUUCAAGCCCAAUUCAUCGCUGGUCUUGGUCGGGAUCAGGGGUAGCGGCAAACGGUCUCUUGGCUUCAUUGCGGCAACCGCUUUGAAUUGGCGGUUUAUCACUGAAGACCACUAUUUUAAAGAAACUAUUGGAUGCUCACGCUCUGAGUUCCUGCAGAAAGCAGGGAGCCGGGAGUUCCAUCGCAAGGGUGUGGAGGUAUUGAAGUUGAUGCUGGAUAAUCACCGCACAAACUGCGUGAUUGAAUGCGGAUUGGGCAGCCUUACUCAGUCCAUCCAACAGUACCUCCAGGAAUAUGCACGGUCCAAUCCGGUUGUUUACCUGUUACGGGAUAUGAACCAGAUCCAGAGGCUUCUGAAGUUGGAGGACAGCGCCGUCCAACUCCUGCAGAGCACCGAUCCGUCGCACCGGAGUUGCUCAAAUUUGGAGUUUUACAACCUUGAGGAUCACUCUAGUGAUUUACACGGGCAGGAUGAUGCAUGUGAUCGGAGAUGCGCCGCUUAUUCGUUCAAAUUGAAAGACGCCAAAGAAGAUUUUACUCAUUUCGUUCGGUUCGUUACCGGAGUGGGCACUCCCACGUCAGGGUUCGAUUCGCCUUUUUCACUCCUUGAGGAUCAGAUUGAAUCGAGGCUCCAUACCCAUGCGCUGCUUGUGCGUUUAUCCGACCUGAUGGAGGGCCUGGUUUAUUUUGACGAACUGGAUUCUGGCGCCGAAGCCGUGGAAUUCUGCGUCGAUAUCUGGCCUUCCGACGUGGCUCGCACAAUGAGCAAGUAUGUGUCAACGUUGCGGCGGAGGAUUGGUGUGCCGAUCAUCUUUUCCAUUGAUACUCGAGCAAUGCAGAACAACAAAAGCACUCUCCCUCUACCAUUUGAGGAUGUUUACUUCAAGACCCUCAACCAUGGUUUAAGAUUAGGGGUCGAGUACCUGUCUCUUGACUUGACAAAUGACAAUAUCGCCAAUCACCCUGCAACAGCCAAGCUCCUUCAGGUUAAAGGACGGACUAAGAUAAUCGGCCAUUUCUUCUGUGAAUAUGUUGAUGGAGUAACCUGGGAAAGUGAAGAGUGUUUUGGCCUGUACCAAAAGGCUGAAUUGAUGGGAUGUGACAUUAUCCGUAUCUUAAAAGUUGCCAAAGACAGAUUGGAUAACGAAGCAGUCUGCUUCUUGAGAACAAAAGUCAAACGCCUCCCAGGCAACCACCCGCCUUUAAUAGCCUACAAUGUUGGUAUUCUUGGGCGUCAUUCUCAAGUUUUUAAUCAGAUCCUUACUUCAGUCACACACUCGGCUAUAAAGCGGGAGCGUGAUGUGGAGGGCUUCGAUCCCCUAAUUACAUCGCGGGAUGCAGUCAAGGCGCUGUUCCAGAGCUUUGUUCCUGACCCGUUGCAAUUUUACGUUAUCGGCGCGAAUGUCGCCUAUAGCCUCUCCCCAGCCAUGCAUAAUGCAGCGUUCCAGGCAUAUGGCAUGGGCCACACGUACAGAAUCUCUCGGACGUCGUCAUUGGCCGAACUAGAUCGGCUUGCGAUGGACCCCAAUUUUGGAGGCGCGAGCAUCCUCCCGCCUUGGAGGAUCAAGGUGUUUGAACAACUGGCAUCCAAAAGUCGGCAUGCGGAAGCUAUUGGUGCUGUUAAUACUGUGCUCCCGCUCCGUGUUGAUGCAACGGGCUACAUUUACCCUCUAAAGGAGCAAGCAAACCAGCGGAAUCGGGCCGGCAGAAUCGCUGGGUGGUAUGGAGAUAAUACGGACUGGGUUAGCGUGUUUGUCUGUCUACGAAGGAGUCUUUCUCCUCGAAACGCAAUUUCGUCCAAAUCUACGGGUUUGGUUAUCGGUGCUGGAGGAAUGGCGCGGGCUGCUGUUUACGCGAUGCUGAAUUUGGGCUGCCGCAAGAUAUUUAUAUAUAAUAGGACCGUGGAGAACGCGGAGAGGGUGGCAAAUCACUUCAAUUCGUGGGCAUCCCGGUCGCCUGGAUCCGGCCAAGUGGUCCAUGUUUUACGGUCAGCAACGGCCCUCUGGCCGUCAGACUCCACGCUUCCCUGCAUGAUUGUAUCGUGCGUACCCGCAAACACUAUUGGCGGUGAUCCUCCCACUUCACUUGAAUUGCCGGACGAAUGGUUGGGCAGCCCAACUGGAGGAGCUGUUCUAGAGAUGGCUUACAACCCUCUCAAUACUCAUUUUCUCAAGCGAAUGCGACGGUAUCGCAGCGCAACCGGUAGACCGUGGGUCCUCGUCGAUGGGCUUGAGAUUGUUGCAGAGCAAGGCAUCACGCAGUUUGAGCUACUUACCGGUAGACGGGCGCCACGUCGACUGAUGAGGCGUGAAGUGCUGCGGAAUUAUGUUGGCGAGGACGGACCUUACGAUGAAAAGACUAUCAAUGCCAGGCUAGAAGGGAUAAGCCAUGUUGGAUGCCAUUGA
Messenger RNA from Uncinocarpus reesii 1704, 2526 nucleotides. RefSeq lists its product as uncharacterized. Lineage: Eukaryota; Fungi; Ascomycota; Eurotiomycetes; Onygenales; Onygenaceae. Gene Ontology annotation, biological process: chorismate biosynthetic process. Gene Ontology annotation, molecular function: 3-phosphoshikimate 1-carboxyvinyltransferase activity; 3-dehydroquinate dehydratase activity; shikimate 3-dehydrogenase (NADP+) activity. The transcript has 2 exons. The record is from RefSeq and is a predicted model, not a curated record. Bases 1 to 2526 code for a protein of 841 amino acids.